Messenger RNA from Heterobilharzia americana, 1359 nucleotides. NCBI's taxonomy places the organism in Eukaryota, Metazoa, Platyhelminthes, Trematoda, Strigeidida, Schistosomatidae. The record is from the annotation of a GenBank genome assembly.
AUGCUUACUGGCGAAGAUGGAGCUCAUGAUGAAAUAAUUUCACCAACAUCUAGUGAUUCAACCGACCCUAGUAAAACCAACUGUUCAAUACGUUCACUUGUCAUCUAUCUCCGUUCAAUUAUAACUCCUGAGAAUAGCAAAAAGAAAUCAUGUUUACAAGCUUUGCAAGUUUUAUUGGAGAGUAUAGUUUCGAAGAAAUUAAACCUUAUACACUUUGAAACAAGACCUCCAUUCACUUCAUGCCACACAAGUGAAGAUAUUCAGUACUCCUGUUUGGUGACUAUAAAAGCAAAUGAAGAAGAUUUGAAUUGUUUCUGUAAUUUGAUAAAUGAACAAAAACAUCCAGUCUGGUAUCCUAAACAUAUUUCUGAUUUGGACAAUUGCCGACAUUUACUACUUAAAUUUCAACCUGAAUUACAAACAGAUCAUCCAGGUUUUCAUGACAAAGCAUAUCGAAGAAGACGGGAAAAGAUUGCUGAAAUAGCAUUUAAUUAUCGAUAUGGUGAUCCUAUACCUGAAGUCCAAUACACUGAAGAAGAGAUAGAAACUUGGGGAACGGUUUUUCAAAAAAUGAAAUCUAUGCACAGUACAAAAGCAUGCAAGGAGUAUAUUGAUGGAUUUCAACUGCUAGAAAAGUAUUGUAAUUAUAAUUCAGACAGCAUUCCACAGCUUAAAACAGUCUCUGCAUUUAUGCAGCGAACAUCAGGAUUUCGUAUUAGACCUGUAGCAGGUUUAGUUACACCAAGAGAUUUUCUUGCAAGUCUGGCUUUCAGAGUGUUUCAAAGUACGCAAUAUAUUCGUCAUCAUUCACGUCCUUUGCACACUCCAGAACCUGAUUGCAUUCAUGAAUUGAUUGGUCAUAUGCCAAUGUUAGUAAACAGAAAAUUCGCUGAUUUCUCUCAAGAGAUCGGUCUUGCUUCUUUGGGUGCUACUGAUGAAGAAAUCACCAAGCUGUCAACAUUAUACUGGUUGACUGUGGAGUUUGGUUUAUGUUAUGAAAAUGGUGAAACUCGUGCAUUGGGAGCUGGAAUAAUGUCAUCUUUCGGUGAACUGGAAAAUGCAUUCAGUGAGAAUUCAGUGAAAAAACCACUGGAUAUUAACAACGCAGCUAUACAGGUAUACGACGACGUUGGAUAUCAGCAGAUCUAUUUCGUAACUGAGUCCGUUGAAUCAAUGAAGCAAGAGCUUAGAAAUUAUUUGAACAGCACAACAAAGUCAAUCGUGGCAACUUAUGAUCCAGUUACUGAAACCGUCCAUAUGAAACCAAGGUAUAUUGUUCGACAGGAGAUUACACAUCGUAUUAAAGAAGAAAUCGAUCAGUUGCACUCAUUGCUUAAGCCCGUUAAAUCAACAGGAUAG